AUGGAUCUUCCGCACGCAGCAGAAAGAGAUCUAAGUAAGAAGCUCUUGUUCUGUAUCUGUCCAGGAGCAACAGAACCACUGAAUAUGGGGCAUUGCAUGUCCACCUUGGCCAAGUAUUGCUGCCUAAACUGGCAAUAGCUACUCCAGGUCUCAGGCAGGCUGUGAUGGCUGGUGUCCAAUGGGUAGGGCAGUUGCCAGGGAGACCAGCAGCAGGUGGCAUCAAUGACAGGCUGUGUGCAAGAAGGCAGGUAGGCAUGGACCAGGUGAGGGCUCACUGAGGUUGCUGGGGCAGUGCCCCAUUUUCUCUUAAUGGACCAAGUUCCACUGCAGGCAGGGGUUUCUCCCAACCAAAGGCAGCCCAGCCUAUUUCGCCACCUGGGGCAAAAUGGAAACUGGCACCUCCUACCCCUCUGCCGUGCUCCACUUCUUCUGCUCCUGCUGUUCCCUAGCUCUUGCUGAACUUAAAGGAGCCAGAGACCUCCUCAAAGUCUUGCUGCUUGCUUGGCUUCUCCUCCAGGGGCAGGGAAGACGAGCGGCAAUGUUUCACGCUGGAACGCCUCCAUCUCAGCGAUGGAUGCAAAGGGUCAGGCGGGUCGAGUGCUGCCUCUUGCAUUUUUGCCACCUGAGUGGCAUGGGCCAUGGGCCAGCUGUGUUUCCAGCUCUGUUGCCCUCUGGGAUCUUCUUAACUGGAGAUACCGUAGAUGUAGGACUAGGGAUACCGCAGGCAUAAGACUGAACUUCUUGGACCAUCUGCAUGCAAAGUAUGCACUGUCGCUAAACUAUUGCCCCUUACCUGAAAGGGCUGAAUUGUUUGCUUACAAGAGGUGAAGUUUAAGAAUGGAUUCAGACAACCAGUUUGUCCCAGUGAGAAUUGCCUUCAGCAGUUUCUGAGGGAUGGGGAUUUAGUGGAACCUAUGAGGGUGGCGCUGUGGUGUAAUCCACUGAGCCUAGGGCUUGCCGAUUGGAAGGUCGGCGGUUCAAAUCCCCACGACAGGGUGAGCUCCUGUUGUUCGGUCCCAGCUCCUGCCAACCUAGCAGUUCGAAAGCAUGACAGUGCAAGUAGAUAAAUAGGUACAGCUCCAGCGGGAAGGUAAACGGCGUUUCUGUGCACUGCUCUGGUUUCACCAGAAGCGGCUUAGUCAUGCUGGCCACAUGACCUGGAAAAACUGUCUGUGGACAAACGUCAGCUACCUUGGCCAGUAAAGCGAGAUGAGCGCCGCAACCCCAGAAUCAUCUGGGACUGGACUUAACUAUCAGGGGUCCUUUACCUUUACCUUUUUAUGCAGACUUAGCUCUUGCUGAAGUGUACUGUUUCAUAUAGUAGUGGAGGGCAUCACAUGCCUAUGUUAUCCAGGGUAGCCUUCUUCCUGACACUCUUGGUUUCUGCAGGCAGGGAGCUUAUGUUUCAUGACAAGAGUAAUUAAACAUGUGAUCCCCACAACAGGCGGAGUGGGCAGGCUAGAAAAAGACAUAUGUUGUCAUUCUUCUGCCUGUGCCAAUUGACUCUAGAUCAGCUAGGAGGGUCCAAUGAACAAUGCUAUGGGCUCUGAGGCUUUUCAGAUCAGCUGCAAAAAUGCAUCAUUCCCAAAUGGUUGCUGUUAAACCCAUCGACUGGAGCUGCAGCCGUGUUGCAUAUCCACACUACAGAUGAGAAUAUUACCUGUAGCGGGGAAUAAUGAACAAUAAUCAUAGCCUGAGCAGGGGUUGGUGGCAGAGGUUUCCCAGAAGUCCAUCAGAUGUUAGCUGGCUUUAUCAUAAUAAAUAUUUUCUGAAUUUCCUUCCUGUGGCGGUCCCACCCAUUAAGAGCCAAACCAGUUUCUAACUGUACAGCCUCGCUGCCUUGGGUUGGGUUUGCUGGUCACUCUAAAGUGUGACAGAAUACUGGGAGAGUAGGACAGAAUGUUGGAAAACGGUUCCUUUUUUGCGAUUAUCCCACAAUUUAGUUUGUAGAUGAAAUGAAAUAGAUGAGAGGUGGGCAUGUAUAACCUUUAACAUUUUAAAACUAUUUACAUUCAGAUAACAUUACAUUCUUCAACGGUGUCUUUGCAAACGUGGAAGGUGUUGCGUUGUUUUUUGGUAAGUGAAUAUCAUUCUUUUUUUUAAUCAGGCUGAUUUUAAGGGGAGGACACUGACACUUGCAUAUCUGCAUUUUUUGUUUGUGUGCAUGACUUUGAAUUGUGGACAUCUCUGAAUGUGCUUAUGUGCAUAAUCCCAAACAACAAAGUGGUGCUGUGUAUCAGGAAUGUACAAGAGAGAACUGCAAUGGAAUGCUGCAGCGUGAUAGGCUGCGUUUCAGAAUUCCAGUCUUCCAUUCCCUCAACCCUCCACAUUUUCCUACUUGCCCACACAACAGUCAGCAUUCCAUGCCCACUGACCCCUUUCCAUCCUCAUUGGGCUGUUUUUAUCCCUCACCCUUAAGAGAUUUUUUUUCUAAAGGGUUUUUUUUUUCUACUUCCCCCCAAGCAUGCUGAUAUCUCCCACUUCUGUAUGGGUGAUAGAGCUUUGGCUACUGAAGCAAUGCCACUCACUUGUCAGUCUCCCACUUUCCCAAACAAAUUUGAAGAGAAUUCAUGCUGGAGAGGACCUGCUGGGAAUAAAUUAGUCUGUAUAGGUCUGAUCUUUAGGGUUGAGGAGUAUCAUUUUUGUUGGGAGGCAUGGGAUUUAGAGUUUCCUCUGCUUCCCUGUCCAAUUCACUGAAUCGGCAUGACUGAAGUUACUCAGUUAGGAGGCACUGGGAAACUGCAAACCCCCAUGCAUCCCAGCAGGAAAUGUGCCCCUCAAAAUGCUUGGAACCAUGCAGGCCAUAAGACCGGGAUAUGCAAGACCUCUCACAUCUCUCUCCCUACUUUACAAUGGUUACUUCACUUGGGGAACUGGCAUGGGGGUCAGGAGUUCAGCCUACACUUGAGUAGGACUCUGGCAGAGACACAUGCCCGACUGGCAUGUUCUCUCCCUCUUGGUCGAUCGUUCGGGAGCUUCAAAAGCUUUCUUCAGCCCGAACAUCACAAUGAGCGAUGCCAACAGACAUCGGCACACUUAGGGAUCUGCAGAGUCUUCGCAGCUUGUGUAACAGACCCUGGCAACUCAGCAUUUUGGCUAAUCUACUUUAUUUACAUGGGGACGUGGGUGGCGCUGUGGGUAAAACCUCAGCGUCUAGGGCUUGCCGAUCGCAUGGUUGGUGGUUCGAAUCCCCACGGCGGGGUGAGCUCCCGUCGUUCGGUCCCAGCUCCUGCCCACCUAGCAGUUCGAAAGCACCCCCAAGUGCAAGUAGAUAAAUAGGUACCUGCUUUAUAGCGGGAAGGUAAACGGCGUUUCCGUGUGCUGCGCUGGUGCUGGGUCGCCAGAGCAGCUUCGUCACGCUGGCCACGUGACUCGGAAGUGUCUCCGGACAGCGCUGGCCCCCGGCCUCUUAAGUGAGAUGGGCGCACAACCCUAGAGUCGGACACGACUGGCCCAUACGGGCAGGGGUACCUUUACCUUUACCUUACUUUAUUUACAUAUAAACACAUGGAGCACUGCAACCUGGCUCCCUCUCUCUCUAGCAUCAGACAGCAAAGAGAGAAAGAACAAAGGACAAUAGUCCCACUUCACGGAACACAGUAACACAAACAUCCUGUUUCUGUCACUUCCCACUCUGUGGAGUCAAAACAUAUACCAUCAUGUGAUAGACAACAAUCCCAUGACUGCAAUCACGGAGCAGGAAUUCUAACAAGGAGAACAUAGGAAUCUGCAUUAUACAGAAUCAGACCACUGGUUCAUCUAGCUUUGUGCUGUCUAUACCAAUUGGUGGUAGCGCGCCAGGGUUUUAGGCAGGGCUGUCUCUCAGCAGAUGCUCUACCACUGAGUUAUGACCCUUUCUCCAAAGGGCUGGUCUCCUUGAGGUGUGUGUGUGUGUGUUUCUGAGCAUUCUCUGGAAAACCUCCAAAAUAACAAUUUAUGAGAUGAGCUGGUUGACUCACUACAAACAAACUUCAGACUCUGAAUUCACAUUAUGGUUGUCCUUGCAGAUUGUUUGGGUUCUCAGUUCACCUGGCUCCAGUCCAUCUUUACCAGCUUCCCUGCGCUGCUCAACUUUGUGAGCAAAAUGAGGUGUGUGACCGGUAUUUGCCCAAGAGAUUUCGAAGACUAUGGCUGCACCUGCCGAUUCGAAAUGGAGGGUCUCCCCGCAGAUGGGUUUGAUGGGUGAGUCUGUAAUAUUCGUGACGACAUUCCCAUUUUGCAGAGGUUUUGUGAGGGACGCCUGUCCGUGUCUGGUUGCUUGCUGUAACAAUGGCCUGUAAGACUACGGAGUCAAAGAAUCAUAGAAUUCGAAGGGACCCUGAGGGUCAUCCAGUCCAACCCCCUGCAAUGCAGGAAUCUCAGCUAAAGCAUCCUUUACAGAUGGCCACCCAACCUCUGCUUAAAAACCUCCAAGGAAUGAGAGUCCACCACCUCUUGAGGAAGACUGUCUAGUAGGAACACAUUAAUUCUGACUUUGUUGAUUGCCUGGGAUUGUAAAAACAAGAGGCUGCCAUGCAUUAUAACCUGGUUCACAUGUCACCUUAAAUCUAGGGUUGAUAACCUUUGGCCCAAAGGCUUAAGUCCAACAGUAGUCCAAAUUGUUGGAAAAACGCCCGGGAAGGCUGCCAACUUCCCAAGUCUUCGGAGCGUCUCUCUGGUGGUCCUCUCUGGCUAUAAAUCUCCUUCAUCCCAGAGAGACCGGUGAUAGGCGACCCAUCUCUCCUAAAAAGACCAUGCCAGACUUCUGUCAUAUCAUAGCAGAAGAAAGACUCAAUCGUAGUUCUGAACUACUUUAUUUACAGUCUUACAUACAGAGACUCCAUCAGUCCGUCUGUGCCCUCUGAACACCAGUACAAAACUGGGACACGUACAAAAGUGAAAAUAAACUUCCAAUAGUACUUAGCAGGAAGAGAAAAUACAGACUUCCUUUCUCACACUCUCUCAGACACUCACAUGAGGUAUACAAUCACAGUACCACUCGCUGGAGCAGCUCGGAUAGAUAAAAAUCCUAACACGAAUUUGGGCUGAAAUGCUUUCUGGACUAUAGAUCUAUAGGCACACUUUACCCUAGCAGCCCAUGAAGUGGAUUGGGCACCUGGUAGGACUAGGUCCCUCAAGACCAAGGUUCAAAUUCCCUCCCACCCAUGAAACUCACUGAGUUACCUUGAGCUAGUCACAGUCCCUUGGGCUGGCCUACCUCACAGGGUUGUUUUAUUAGGACAAAAUGGGGGAGAGGAGAACCGUAUGUGCCACCUUGAGAUCGUUUGAGGAAAGGUGGGACAUGAAUGUAAUAAGAAUGUUCAAAAUAAAUAAAUAAAAUUAGUGUUUUAGUGCACUUUUGGGGGGAGGGGUGACUAGAGAGUCGCACCACGGAAUUCAGAUAAGUGUGAAUGCUGAAGUGUUACAGUUCACGUCUUUUUUCGGGAAGUGAAAAUUAGGUAUUAAAAUGCAAACUAAACAGAUUAAGUGGCUAAGCCAAGAAUCACAUUCUGAAUAGCCUUAUAUUAAUUAUUUGAUUGUUACACCCCCAACACCUGCAUGCCAAACAAGCUGCUGUUUUGAGCAUCGCAAGUGUUACGAAGAAGCAACAGAAGAAGAAUGUGUGUGGGACCCUGCAAAGAUUUCGACGGAUGUCAGCUGCCUCACCAAAAACAUCACCUGCGGUAAGAAUGAGGGCUUUGUAAUAAAUGCUAUGAAUGCUUCGUACCUGUUCCCACUCCUCUCCCAAGGUUCCUUUGCCUUCAGAUGAAUAGGUCUCUAAGACACACCUAUUCUGGCUUGUUUUUUGUCUGGUGGGCUAAAUGUUAUGAGCAGUGCCAGGCAAAUUCUAAGAACUCUUCAGCGCUACAGUAAGCCUGCAACUUACACAGCGGCUAUAUUUUGGGGAUUGCCCCUAAAGCCAAAAUCACAUCUAGUCCAAACCCACUGGUUCAAUGGUGAGUGAGACUGCCAAAGUAUUUGUCCUAGAAUAUUAUUUCUAAUUAUUAUUAUUAUUAGCCACAUUAUUAGCUCCAGAAUGGAUCCCAUUCGCAUCCAGAGGUACCACUGUACUGUGUUCCAGAAUGUAGGACUAUUGUCCUUUGUUUCUUUCUCUCUUUGCUGUCUGACGAGAAAGAGGAAGGAGUUAAGUCAGAAUGCUCCGAGUGUAUUACAGUCAUACCUCUUGUUAUGUUUGCUUCACGAUACAUUUUUUCAGGUUGAAUCCCGCGGCAACCCGGAAGUACUGGAAAGGGUUACUUCCGGGUUUCGCCACUCGUGCAUGCACAGAAACGCAAAAUGAUGUCACGCACAUGUGCAGAAGCAGUGAAUUGUGACCCACUCGUGCGCAGACGCGCAGAUGCAGGUUGCAUUUCUUUCAGGUUGCAAACAGGGUUCCGGAACAGAUCCCGUUCACAACCAGAGGUACCACUGUAUAUGUAAAUAAAGUAGAUUAGCCAAAAAUGCUGUGCUACUGAGUUCUGUUACACAAACUGCAAAUACUCUGCAGGAUCGUAAGUGUGCUGAUGCUUUUUGGUAUCAGUCGUUGUGAUGUUCGGGCUGGAGAAAGCUUUUGUAGCUCUUGAACGAUCGACCAGGAGGGAGAGAACAUGCCAGUUGGGCAUGUGUCUCUGCCAGGGUCCGACACACGAGUAGGAUGAUCCUAACAGCUGGCACGGAGGUGACUUUUGCAUACAGCCCACAAAUUCUCAAUGGAAUUUACGUCCGGAGAAUUCCCUGGCCAAUCAAGUACCUGUAUUUGCUGCUCAGUCGUGAAUUUCUUCACCACUUUUGAUGUGUGACAGGGGGCUAGGUCCUGCUGCAAUAUCCCAGUACCGCCAGGAUACCUCUUUUCCAGCUCUGGAAUAAUUCUCUUUCGUAGAACCUCAAUAUAUUGUGGCGAGCGCAUUUUUCCUUCUAUUGGCUGCAGGCUUUCGACAUCAUAAUAACUGAAGCAUCCCUAAAACAUCUUCUUUUAUGGGUGCUUGACAGACUGAUUGAUGUGGCAUAGAAAACAUGCUUUGUUUCAAUUAAUUUGCACAAUGGUGUACUUAGGUCUCCUCCGCACAAUCAUUGGCCCGUCAUUCUCUUAUGCAUGGAAGAGUCCUAUGCUUUGCAUCAUUGUUCAUGGAGGCUCCAUUCUAACAUGCACUGAGUGUGGUAAGCUGCUGUGGUCAAAUUGCACAACAUUGGGGGAUUUGGGUGAAACACUCCCCCCCCAGUCCUUGUGAGCUUUCAGCACAUGACUGCAUUUGUGAUAAUCUUUUUGCAUGCCCUUCCUAUGUGAUCACAUCAAAUCCCUGUGGUCCUAUGUGAAUGAUUGUAUUCCUAUGAAUGUGUAUUCCUAUUGGGGUUUUCACUAUACUACAUGUUUUAGUUUAGAUUCAGAUUCUUCUUCUUUUUUAAAAAAAUUUGCUUAUUCCAUUUCCAGGUGGCAUUUUGGUUUUAUCUACUGGCAGAUUAUAAUAUUUUCAGAGGUGCAGCUGAUUUUUGCAUGUAUUGUUUCCUGAAGAGAAUCCUGUCCAAAUCAGUAAUUGGAAAGAAGAGAAUUUCAUAUCAGCAUGAGUUUUCCAGUGUAUUAGAACCAUCUCUCACUGUGAACUGUUCUCAGUCUUGAACUCGUUCCAUGCUGGUUGAAUAGUGUGGGAGGCACAAUAUACACUCUCAGCUACAAAACGAAAUGCACUUCUCCAGGUCAAAACCUUAUAGAGAGAAGGCAGAUUGUGGAAACAGAUACCUCAAUAGUACUUUGUAUGCUGAUCUCUCCAACCCCCCUCAAUUUCGGUUUUCUUUCGUCUCCAGAGUCCGACGAUGCCUGUGAACGCCUUCUCUGCAACUGUGACAAGGCAGCUAUUGAAUGCUUUCUGCAUUCCCACAUUAACUCUUCCUUGAACAGCAUGGAUGUUUCACUCUGUCCCUCUCUGGUUACAGGUGAGAAUAUAAAAGAGAAACUCUGAGAUCUUGUUUCCUCGGCAGUCUGUAGACGUCCCUAUUCCCUGAUUUGAAUUUUAAUGAACUGUAUUCUAUUCUUGCAAAGUUAAUUUGUUGCUACUGGCUAUUAUGUCACACAUCAGCGAAAGUUUUGUGUGUCUGGGUCUGGGUCUCAGUGAGUGAAAAGUACAAGCCAAUGGUUUUAAGCCUGCUUUCCAGGGAAUUAGGCUUAUCAAAGGUUCCUCAGUGAGAAGAUCUUGCUAGAGAUGGACAAGCAUGCCAAAGACCAGUUUGCCUCUCAUGCCCAAUCUUCUGUGUUACUGUCCACAACACCGAUGAAUGCUUGCAAUACUGUCAAGAGGAUAAAGGUAAAGGGACCCCUGACCAUUAGCUCCAGUCGUGGCCGACACUGGGGUUGCGACGCUCAUCUCGCUUUAUUGGCCGAGGGAGCCGGCGUACAGCUUCCGGGUCAUGUGGCCAGCAUGACUAAGCCGCUUCUGGCGAACCAGAGCAGCGCACAGAAACGCUGUUUACCUUCCGGCUGGAGCGGUACCUAUUUAUCUACUUGCACUUUGACGUGCUUUUGAACUGCUAGGUUGGCAGGAGCAGGGACCGAGCAAUGGGAGCUCGCCCUGUUGCAGGGAUUCGAACCGCCGACCUUCUGAUCGGCAAGUCCUAGGCUCUGUGGCUUAACCCACAGCGCCACCCGUGUCCCAACAGGAGGAUAGAAAACAAUAAAGUUGUUUCUGCAAGCCACCAAAUUGGGCAGAGCUCCUAUAAGUUCAAUGAAAUGCAAACUGCAACAGACUGGGUUUGAGCUACGAUAAUACAAUCAAAAGACAAAUAGAUGCAGAACAGCAAACUCCAUCUCUAGCACAUGUGCUUUGUAAGUGUGUCAGGAUAUACUGGUAUGUGGGGCUCUGGACUGGAUUGUCAAUCAAGUUUAAAAAGCAGAACAAAUUUCUGUACGUACUUCAUGCAUUGAGAAGAGCUGCUCACCCCUGGAAAUAGGGCUAAAUUGGAAGUUGCUAUUGUUGGGCCGAGUUGCUGUGGUGGGGACGAGGGUUGCGGUGAGGUCGGGGAUGUUGCUUUUGUUUCAAACAUUGCAAGUUUUGGAUGGGAGGGAUUGUUUCAGGAGGUGGCAGAGGGAUGUCUCUAGAUCUGUAUGGCAGGGCAGGAAGCCUCGAGUAAAAUUUAAAAUAUUAACGGAUGCUAAAGAAGGAGGCGGACUUGCCCUGCCAGACCCCUAAAUUUUGUUGUGAAUCAUCUGCUUUUUGCUGGCUGAGAGAAUCGACAGAAUCCGAGACCAGGGAGAAGAGCUGGUGGAAGAAGAGUGGAAGUUUAAAGACUAUUUAUAGAAAUAUUGCAAAAUUAAUGAAUGUUAGAACAAAGUGGGAAUGAAGUUAUAUGGCUUUAGCAGAAAUGUUAUAAGGAAUUAAGUAUAAAUAGAUUAAUUGAGCAUUAAAGGGAAUAAAAUAAGGUUAGAAUGUGUUAAGAUAAUUAUAGGAUAGAAAACAGAGGAAGAUGGAAAGGAAUUGCUGAAAUAAUUAAUUGAUGUGGAAUACAAAAAGGGAGGUGUGAGGAAGUCGUGGAAAUAAGCAAAUGAAAGAUAUGACAUUGAAAUUGUUUAAAAUGGUCUUUGUUUUGUUUUAUUUGUCUUGCAUUGUCUUGCGUUGUUUUUUGCUUGUUGUUUCUUUUUGCUUCUUUGCUUUGUUUAACUCUUUUUCUUUUUUUUGUAACUUUUAAACUCUUAAUAAAUAUUAUUAAAAAAGAGAGAGAGAGAAGAGCUGCUCACCCCUUCCUUUUCAUCCCUCCUUUCCUCUUUAGCAUGCACACUGUCCAUUUUUCAUAUGCCUGGACAUUUUUUUAUUUCUAUUUUUUACGAAAAUGAAUCAUGGAACACCUGCUCCCUCUUCUUUACAGAAACAGUCAGCGAGAGAAGUCAGACGACGCUUCAUGCUGCAGGUAUGCUAUGUGUAUCCUACACUGUUUCCCCCAGAGCCCAAAGUGGGGCAGGAGUCUACAAACGACAGGUAACAGAACGAAUAGGCCCAGGUGGAGACUAUGCAAAUAUGUCCAUCCCUUCCAGUAAGAAGCUAUUUUUCUUUCUUUCCAUAGAGUUUCAGAACCAGAGGGCUGAAGAUACUCAGCUGACAGAUACAUCUGUUGCAGAGGGUAGGUUUGCCAGUGUUCUUGUUUAGUUUAGCUGGGAUCAAAACUGAACCUUUGCACCAAGGUAGGGUAAAUUCUGCAAAAGGUUUUGUGUGUGAUUCUGACAUCUUUUGACUAAUUUCUCCUGCUCCCACAGAAGAGUAUGAAUGCAGCAUAAAAUGCUAGUGGUUGAAAUUGAUCCACACAUUAUAUCUUCCCAUUCUACUAGGCUGCACGCCUCUUCUCUUUGCUCGGGUACAGUGAUGACCAUUGGGAUUGGUAGGGUGGAAGGCAAGGAGGACCAACAGUAGGUGGAGCUAUAGCCAAUGACAGGCAGAGCCAAUGCACUCUAUUGUCUCCAGUGCUGGAUUUACGUAUAAGCUAAACAAGCUAUAGCUUAAGGCCCCACUCUCUUGGGGGCCCCAAAAAAUGUAAGGGGAAAAAAAACACCUGGAUGUACAUUUCCAAAAUAUAAGGUAAAAAACAAAUAAAAUAAAACCUACAUACAGCAACAGUGUUUUGUAAAUUGUGUUUCUAAAGGAACUUUUGCUAUUGACAAAUGCCAAUGUGUUUGCAUUAUUAAGUUUGUUAUAAAUAAAAAAUCAUUUUAAGUUAGAGCUUAAUAAUUAUUUCACUAUCAAUAUACUUCUUAAUUGUACUUCACUAUUACAGUGGUACCUCGGGUUAAGAACUUAAUUCAUUCUGGAAGUCUAUUCUUAAUCUGAAACAGUUCUUAACCUGAGGUACCACUUUAGCUAAUGGGGCCUCCUGCCAUGCCACGAUUUCUGUUCUCAUCCUGAAGCAAAGUUCUUAUCCCGAGGUAAUAUUUCUGGGUUAGCGGAGUCUGUAACCUGAAGCAUCUGUAACCUGAAGCGUCUGUAACCCGAGGUACCACUGUAAUAUACUUCUUAAUUGUAUUUCAGUUCAACAAUUAUGCGCAAAUGGCUUCAGAUACAAAUAAGUCCAUAAAUUACCAUAUAGCAGGGGUCAGCAAACUUUUGCAGAGGGGGGCCUGUCCACUGUCCCUCAGACCUUGGGGGGGGGACUAUAUUUUGAAGAGAGAAAAAAAAUGAACGAAUUCCUAUGCCCCACAAAUAACCCAGAGAUGCAUUUUAAAUAAAAGGACACAUUCUACUCAUGUAAAAACAUGCUGAUUCCUGGACCAUCCGUCGGCUUUAUUAUGCCUAAGGUAAAGGUAAAAGGACCCCUGACCUCUGGGGUUGUGGCGCUUAUCUCGCUUUAUUGGCCGAGGGAGCCGGCGUACAGCUUCCGGGUCAUGCGGCUAGCAUGACUAAGCCGCUUCUGGUGAACCAGAGCAGCGCACAGAAAAGCCGUUUACCUUCCCACCGGAGCGGUACCUAUUUAUCUACUUGCACUUUGAAGUGCUUUCGAACUAACCAUGCCAUUUAGCAAAUAUACAAUACAAAAAUAAAGCGACAAUUUAUUGUUGGCAAAGAACAACUGGACAUAUAAAGGGCCCCGUUACCUUCAGUAGCUUAGGGCCGCAUCAAACCUAAAUCCGGCCCUGGUUGUCUCCAUCCUCCUCCUUGCUGAGUCCUACAAGAGAGAACACUAGUGGGAAGGAAGCUGGCAAGCCGUGCCAGCCCUUGAACUGUUUAUAAGUAAGAAGGCAGGCAAGUGGGGGGCCAACUAAGGGCCAGCAGAGGUCUAUGGGGCAGUACUUCAUCUCUUUUUUUUGUUUGUUUGUUUUGAAUAUUUUUAUUAGGAAUUUCAACAUAACAAUUUAUCAAAAAUACAUCAUCCUCAUUUCCCCACCCAUUUUUCCCUCCCCCUCCCCCCAAAAGAAAAACCCACCCUCCCAGACUUCCCUCAGCUCCUCUCUCUGGUUUUUCAGCACUUGUUAUUCUCUGCAUAUUAUAAAAUUGUAAAGAUCCUUAAUUUAUAGAUAGAUAAUAUCUAUGUUGUUGUUGUUUAGUCGUUUAGUCAUGUCCGACUCUUCGUGACCCCAUGGACCAGAGCACACCAGGCACUCCUGUCUUCCACUGCCUCCCACAGUUUGGUCAAACUCAUGCUGGUAGCUUCGAGAACACUGUCCAACCAUCUCGUCCUCUGUCGUCCCCUUCUCCUUGUGCCCUCCAUCUUUCCCAGCAUCAGGGUCUUUUCCAGGGAGUCUUCUGUUCUCAUGAGGUGGCCAAAGUAUUGGAGCUUCAGGAUAAUAUCUUUUUUUAAAAAAAAUAAUAUUUAUUACUUUUCCAACAAUUUAAACACACACAAAAAAUAAAAAGAAAAAAGAACAAUACAAUGCAGUACAAAAACACUACAUAACACAUUAAACUAACAAAACAAAACAAAAACAAUUUAAAAGACAUCAAACAAUUUCAAUAUCUUAUCUUUCAUUCACUUAUUUCACACCUCCCUUUUUGUAUUCUACUUCUGUUGAUUGUUUCAGCAAUUCCUUUCCAUCUCCCUCUGCUUUCUAUCCUUUUAAUUAUCUUAACAGAUUCUAACCUUAUUUUUCCCUUUAAUACUCUAUUGAUCUAUUUAUACUUAAUUCCUUAUAACGUUUCUACUAAAGCCAUAUAACAUUUUUCUAACAUUCAUUAAUUUUACAAUAUUUCUGUAAAUAGUCUUUAAACUUUUUCCAGUCUUCUUCCACCGACUCUUCUCCCUGGUCUCGGAUUCUGCCAGUCAUUUCCGCCAAUUCCAUAUAGUCCAUAUAUAAUAUCUAUAUAUUACCAAUAAAAAGUUUGUGUAUGUUUACUCAAAACCUGCCAAGGAGUCCAGUUCAUUUUGUUGUUUCUUUAAGUACUUUGUGAAAGGUUCCCAUUCUUCUUUAAAGUCACAGUUGUCCUUAUCACAUGUCAAUUCCGCCAAUUCCGCAUAGUGCUUCAUCUGUUCUAAUGGACCAGCCUCUGCUGCUCAGAUUAGCCUCUUUGAGGAAACUGCCGAGACAAACUGGAACCGGAUCACAAGAUGGCAAGAACAAUAGGCAGUGGGGUGUUCAACAAGUCCUGCUGAGGAAAGCUUCGAGGAAAUAGGUCUAUUUUUCCUGUAGAAAAGAUGAGCAAGGCGUGGGGGGCAUGAUAGUACUUUUCAAAUACCUGAAGAUCUGCCAGGUAGAAGACAACAAAGGCAUAUUCUUUGCUGCCCCAGAGAGCAGGAACGGAUCAAAUGGGAUUAAGUUACAAGAGGGUAAAUUGCUGCUGAACAUUAGCAGAAACUUCUUGACAUCAAGAACCCAGCCAGAUGACGGGAUAUAAAUACUAAUAAAUACUAAUAUUAUUAUUAUUACUAAGGGCAGAUUGACAAUGGAACUAGUUAGUGCGUUGGGUGGGCUGAUAUUUGAUGGAGGUCUUCAAGCAGGGGUUGGGCAGCCAUCUGAUGCUGUAGAUCUCUGGAUGUCCUGUAUCUUGAAGGGGGUUGAAAUAUACUCGGAGUCGAGAGUGGAUUUCAUGCUCUUUAUUCAGCUCAUAGUGGUGAGGAGGAAUGGAAGUUCCCCCAGAAUGUCUGCUUUAUAUACAUUAUUUACACAAUGGGCCCCACGUGAUUGGAUUCACCUGUAGGCCAAUCAGGCUGUGGAUUCACUUCCACCUGGAGCUGGAUUGGGUGGCUCCUGUGGACCAAUCAGACUGCUGCAUUCUGGACCCUAUUGUUCUAGGACCAAUAAGACUGCUGCCUUUUGGAUCCUAUUCAUCUCAGUACAUAACAGGGGUUCAACUGAAUGGCUCAUAAGACAACCCCCCCCCCCAAAUCUUAUUAUAUCAUGACUUACCUUGGGAGAGGAUUUGGGCCUAGUUUUUCAGAUAUGGCUAUAUGUGGUUUAUCCCCUCUUGCAGAAGAUCAGUCUCUUCUCCUUACUGUCCUCUGCACAGACAGAAAGCAAAAUAUAGCACAGCAGAUGUUAUUCUGAUUAUGGGAUGCGAUGAUGAAGCUUGCAGAUUCUCAUAGGCAUAUAUCGAUAUUGUGUAUCUUUCAGUUAUCCCACAGACCACAGAUGGGAUGGUUGUACUGAGUUCUGGAGCAGACCGUAAGUCGUUAUUCGCAGGCAUGAUGCUAUCGUUUGUCUCCUUGAUAUGAUUAAUUUCUUCUGUUGCUUUUCCAAAGCAUGCUUUCUUUUCCUGACCAAGAAUCGCUCCCAUUCUGGUUUAUUUUCUUUUAAACAGUUGCUUCAGAUGCGACGAGUGAUGUAGGCCUUGAAGCCCACAGAGAAGGAGGUGUGUGAUGGCUUUAGGGCUUUUAGAAGACUUGUUUAGAAAACUUAUAAACUGUGGUAUACAGAUGAACUUACAGAUAAAACAUGGCCAAAUCCAUAAGACAGUUAAAUCAAAUAUGCUUAAAGUUAUCAUCAUAAAAAACAAAGAUAAAAUCAAUUGAUCAUUAAAACUAAUAUGUUUCAAUCCCCUUCAUUUGAGGUUUUUAAGCAGAGGUUGAGUGGCCAUCUGCCAUCGAUGGCCCUUUGUAUCCCAACUCUAUGAUUCUAUGAUAUAACUAACUUUGGGAACAAACCCAACAAGCAAGAUCUUCCAGGGUGAGCAGGUUAGGAUUCAGUGGAUCUCUGACUUCACCAGAUAGACUCCUUCAUCAGCUCAGCCAGAGAUACACCAUAGAAGUUGCCAAAUCUUUGAUUUGUAAUGGUCUGAAUAAACUAAAGAAUGUUGAGCUUUCUUGUUUUUCCUUCGACAGACAUUUCUCCUGAGUCCAGUGGCCUCUUGCUGAGAAACCCAGAAGAAGGUGGUAAGUACUGUACAUCUCACAGGUUAACAUCACUGUCUUCUCACUCUUCAUCCCCAGCCUCUUCUGACAGCACAGCCCAUAAACAAAGUCAUCAUUGAUUCAUAAUCUUCUUCUUCCUCUUCUUCUUCUUCUUCUUCUUCUUCUUCUUCUUCUUCUUCUUCUUACAGAAAUUCCAGUUUGUUACAUUUACCCAGUGAAUGCCAUAUGGCUGAGUGGUGGAUUUGAACUUAGGUCUCUUCAAGCCCAGUCCAGCACUCUGACCCAGGGGUAGCCCAUGUGAUGUCCUCAACUCCAACUCCCACCAGUCCAUCCAUCAUAAUCAAUAGUUGGACAUGAUGGAGUUGUAUUCCAGCAACAUUAGGAAGGCACCAUGUUGGCUGCUCCUGCUCAAACCACUAACAUCAGGGAUGGGGUAACCAGUAGACCACCACAUGUUGCUGGGACUCCAACUCCCAUCAGCCCCAGUCAGCAUGCCCAAUGGUCAGGGAUAUUGGUAGUUGUGGUCUAGCAACAUUUGGAGGGCCACAAGUUUUCUACUUCUGUGUUACACCACAGUGAUGCUGCUAAAUGUUUUGCAAAGUCUAUCACAUAGGUAAGGGUAAAGGGACCCCUGACCGUUAAAUCCAGUCACGGAUGACAUCUUGCUUUACUGGCCAAGGAAGCUGGCGUUUGUCCGCAGACAGCUUCCAGGUCAUGUGGCCAGAAUGACUAAGCUGCUUCUGGCGAACCAGAGCAGCGCACAGACACGCAGUUUACCUUCCCGCCGGAGCGGUACCUAUUUAUCUGCUUGCACUUUGACAUGCUUUCGAACUGCUAGGUUGGCAGGAGCAGGGACCGAGCAACGGGAGCUCACCCCGUUGCGGGGAUUCGAACCGCCAACCUACUGAUCGGCAAGCCCUAGGCUCUGUGGUUUAGACCACAGAGCCACCCGCGUCCCCCAUUUAUCAGAAGAAAAGGAACCAAGGAACAACCAUGCAACCUUAAUCUAACAACAUCUCCCUAUAUUUGUAACUUAUUGGUCAUAUGUGGAGAGUGGAAAAGUGGUAGGGCUGAUGAGAAUAAGUCAGUGAUAGAGGUUCUCGAUAGACCAUGGUAGACCAAAGUCCAUGACACAGUGAAUGCUCCAUCAAAUACUUGGGUCCAUGAUAGCAGUCAAUGACACACUAAGGCCCACUCUGAAAUUUCCUUCAGUGGUGAGGGGACUUGCCACACAAAUCCUCUUUGUAUUUUAACUUUAAUUUUUUAUUGGAAUUUCUAUUUACAAGGUAACACAAACCCCCCAAUACACAUUAAACUUGAACAUGUGAACAUAACAUACAACAAUACAAACAACCAAAUAAAAGAUGUCCUUUAUCCUUGUGGAUAUUUAAGUUAUAAUUAGAAAAAUCUUAAUAAUUAUUCAUAAAGGAAACAGUUUAUAAGAAGUAAAUAAGGAGGCCAGAUACAGGAUAAGGGAUAGAGGACAAACCUCUUUGUAGUGAAUCUUUUGUAAGUACAGUAGUUAUUUGCUUGAAUUUAUAAUGGACAGGAGAAUGAACGGCUUUUCUGACCAAAGUACUAUUUCUGCACUGGAUGCUUUUCUUUCAAAACAGUUAAUCCAGACAUGGAGAGCGGUGGAGGCCUCGAAACCCUCAGAGAUGGAGGUAUGUGGUUUCCAGUCCUUGCACUCUGCUGAAAAUGCCCUCAUAAAAAUCACUGGCGUUCAGUGCAAAAAGUUCUAAACCUUUUAAUCAGUCCUCAUUCUUCUUGGCCUUUGCUUUAGGGUGGGGAAACCUCAACAAAUACUGUGCAAAGAGUACAACGCAUUGUCUGGUUUGCUAACAUAUACUUUCUGCUUUAUUCAUGACUAAAGCGCAGGAAGGCCUUGCUGGUCCUUUCGGAAACUCCAUGCCAAGAGGUAAGUCAGUGUCACCCUGUGGUUUAUAUCCCAUGUGACCAGGAACCUCCUUCUUUCCUUAUUCCAGAUGUUGACAAGAUGGAUCAAGAGGACAGGGGGAAAACACUACACAGGGGUCAAGAGGCGCCCCUGUCUUCAAUAUCUUAACUAAACCAGGAAUGAGGGGAUUACAUGAAGUGAAGGCCCAAGACAGGUGUUGAUCAUCAUGUGAGCUGCGCACAGGUGGUCUGAAGCAAGCGAGCUACCACCAUUCCUGUGGAGCCUCUUUUUAUUGGGACAAACAUGCAAGCUAGGCAAAUACAUUUUUGGGCUGUGACCUUUACACAUCUUCCGUCCCGAAAUCGUGGGGUGGUACAAAGUUAUUUUGGCACCUGUUCCACAGCGUCAUUUUCCCCUUGCACAAUGUAUGACGAAUGGAGACAAAAGGUCUCUAAGGGAAAAGUUACAGACAGGACACCGCAAACUGCUGAGAUUGUGAAAGGUCAGGCAGAGGUGGAACGAUGUACAGACAGCUGUGGCUUGUCGGGGGGUGGGGUUUCCCUGCACCCCAAGGUCACGCGUGCAGGCAGAUUGUGGCUGCCUGCUGGUGGGGAAGCGUGCUCCCUCCGGACCCCACUCCCCACUCUGCGAUAUCCCUACAUCUACACCCUGACACUUUUCAGGUGGUGCCUCACCCACCCCACUUUUUAGUGGUGCCUCCCCACCCACAGAAUGACCAAUAUUGUUUGGUGGGAAUUUAGCCAAGAUUUUCAAAGCUAAAUCUAAAGUUGCCUGAUUUAUUCAAUGGUGGCUUCUUAGUUUUUUAUAUAUAUUAUAUGUGUUUGGAUUAUUAAUGUAUUUGGCUAACUUUGUAUGGUUUUACUGUUUAAACCAGGGGUCAGCAAACUUUUUCAUCAGGAGGCCUGCCCACUGUCCCUCAGACCUUGUGGGGGGCUGGACUAUAUUUUUUGGGGGGAAAUGAACAAAUUCCUAUGCCCCACAAAUAACCCAGAGGUGCAUUUUAAAUAAAAGCACACAUUCUACUCAUGUAAAAACACGCUGAUUCUCAGACUGUCUGCGGGCCGGAUUUAGAAGCCGAUUUGGCCAGAUCCAGCCCCCGAGCCUUAGUUUGCCUACCCAUGGUUUAAACCUAUGCCAAUAAAGACCAAUGACAUAAAUCACAUUUAUUGUUUAGUAGGCGAGUGAUUUAAUCACGAGUGUGCUUUCAGGGCUGUCAGUGAAAGCCUUCAACACAGAAGAAACCAGUGCUGCUCCACCUGCUAUUAUUAGCUCAACAGAGCCUGAGUCGGUUUCAACUUCUGAUUCUCUUGGGAGAUCAACAGACGAUGGUAAGUCAGGUGGAAUCUACAUACAUAUAAAAAAAACGCUGUGAAAAUGCUUUUUCAAAAAACGCAUUUUGAAAAAUAGAUUGAAUUUGCCAUAGCUCACUUUCUCCAUCUAGCGUCACAUUUGUAUAUUGCACUUUACAACACACUUAAAACAUUUUAUUUGCAGCUGAAUCGCUGAGUCUUAAGACUCAGGGAACCAUCUGAGGAGGGGGGAAUGUAAAGUAUCUGUAGAGGUUCAUAGACAUGUGAUUGUUUCUGUUUAGGUGAUUAUUUAUACUAUUUGCUAUGCCAAUUCAUCACCAAUGGUCUCUAGUAGGGAGUGCAUCAUUCCUAUUCCUGAUUGUGCAAUUCUGAUCUUACCUGGUACUGCUUGACUGUCUGGUCUCAUCAGGGCCAGAUUUAGUACCCUAAGCUACUGAAGAUAAUGGGGCCCUUUAUAAGUUGAGCUGUCCUUUGUCAACAACAAAUUGUCGCUGUUUUUUUGUGUUGAAUAUAUGCUAUAUGGUGCUGGGAAGUUUUUGCCUCUGCGCAUGGGUCUGGGAAUGUUCUGAUCAGUUCACAUUGAGUUCAGUACCCUGACCUGUUCUUAACGCAUUGUUGACCACAUCUACGGAACACGAUUGUUAUGUUCUUUCAUGUCAUGCUAUAUCAAUCAUUAGUAAUAGUUUAAGUCUUGAUACUCAAUCACUAGUUAAUAGUUUAAUAAGGAGGUUUCACGCCUGUCCAAUUCUGUGUUCCCUUUCCCAACCUUUAAUCUAUUGAUGAUUAAUACCUAUAUUCAAACUUUGCAUUGUAUUCAUGUUAACCAAUCAGCAACAAGCACAUAUGUGGUAAUGCUGUAAUAUUCAAUAAAAGGGACUCUCCGAGACUUGCUCGAGAGAUGCCUCCCGUAUGACACCUUGCCAUUCGUCUGUCGCUUAUUUCAACCCAACAAUAUGGUAAUUUAUGGUCCUAAUAGGUAUCUAAAGCAAUUUGCACAUUACAAAAUAUGUAUUUUAUCAAAGUAAUUGUUGAACUGAAAUACAAUUAAGAAGUAUAUUAAUAGUGAAAUACAGUUAAGAAGAAGUAUAUUAAUAGUGAAAUAGUUGUUAAGCUCUAACUUAAAUUGAUUUUUUAUGCAUAACAAACUUACUAAUGCAAACACAUUGGCAUUUGGCAAUAACAAAAGUUCAUUUAGAAACACAGUUUACAAAGACUUGUAAUCUAGUUUGCUAUUAUUAUUUCAUGUUAUAGCAAAUUUCUAGAAACUAGAUUACAAGUCUUUGUAAACUGUGUUUCUAAAUGAACUUUUGUACAUCCAGCAACAGUAUUUUGUGUUGUGUAGGCUUCUGUGAUGUAAGUAACGGGCCCCUAGCAUUUUAGGGAGCAGGCUAGCGGGUGGGGCCCGUUACUUACAUCACAGAAGCCUUACUUACUUACAUCACAACACAAAACACUGUUGCUGUAUGUAGGUUUUAUUUUAUUUGUUUUUUAUCUUAUAUUUUGGUCAUGUACAUCCAGUUUUUUCCCUUUAAUUUUUGGGGGGCCUCGCAAGAGAGUGGUGCCCUAAGCUAUAGCUUGUUUAGCGUAUACAUAAAUCUGGCAGUGGGUCUCAUUUUGAACUCCCUCUCCGAACAGUACUCAGGGUGUAUAUCUCUCUCUCUCAUCUAUCUAUCUAUCUAUCUAUCUAUCUAUCUAUCUAUCUAUCUAUCUAUCUAUCUAUCUAUCUAUCCUUACCAUUUUAAGUGACCACUUGAUGCAAUUGAUUUGAUGGACAUCUAACCCAUGCAAGUUUAUAUCACAAUAAAUUGUUCGUUUUAAGAGAGCCUGGAGAUUCUUUGUGUCAUUUUGUGGGGGUUUUUUUUAAACCCAGUUAGGUUUAUUUACAGCUUGUGGUCCUAAAAGCAAAACAAAAAACCUCAUUUUAUCUGAUCUACAGGGAAUCAUUUCAAGAUAGCUGAAGAAGAAGGUAGAACCUUUUCUACAAUAUCUCCAGAAGAGACGCCAGAUCCUGAUGAAACCUUUGGAGAAGGUGAGAAGGGGAUGAUCUUGCUCCUUCACAGGAUCUCACCCACCCACUAAAAAUUAAAGAUCAGGGUGUGUCUGCUCAGCUCAGGAAUUUGCGACUAGUAUCAGAACUGACCUCACAAAGCCUUUUGCACUAGAAAUCCACUCCUGGUUUUCCUCCUAACAUCCCUUUUCAGCAUCCUAAUUUAAAGCAGGUGGGGAGGGGUGGGGAUCUUUUUAGUUGUUGCAGUUAUGAAGCUGCAACAUAGCUCAACUGGUAGAGCAUGGGACUCCUAAUCUCUGGAUCAUGGGUUCGAGCCCCACAUGGGGCAAAAAUUCCUGCAUUGCAGGGGGUUGGACUAGAUGACCCUCGUGGUCCCUUCCUACAGUUCUAUGAUUCUAUGAUCAGACAGUUGGGGGGGUCAGGGACCGUGCUGAGGAGGGCUGGACUGAGAAGGAAUGGUGGGAACCUCCCCCUACUCCUGAUCCGGAUCCUGACUCUUCCCAGGAGCAGGAGGACAGUAUAGAUUUGGAACAGUGGUUUGCAGAGGGUCAUAGUUCAGAAGGCAGAAGCUGGGAAAUACUGGAUGGGGAACAGCUAGGAGAAGGAACACUGGGAGAAAGAGAGUUAACAGAUUCACAGUCGUUGGACAGCAUUCCUCCGAUCUCUCUAAAGUCGAGAAGAGCUCAGAAAGUCUCAAAACAGAAAGCACAGAGGUUUCAAACUCAGAUUACAAGAUGUAGUAGUGACGUAGAUUAACAGGGAUGGAAGGGAGUGUAAUCCUUAAUUGGGAGUACCGCCAUUUCUAGGAGAUCUGUUCUUUGUUCUCUUGCUGUGAUUAUUAAAGUUUCCAACCGGUAAGACGUUCCUUUCUUUGAUCGUCUUAUCUAUUGCCAUGGGGGGAGGAAGCCAAUUCCCCCAAACCUGACAGGGGGUCAUUGUUGUUUAGUCGUUUAGUCAUGUCCGACUCUUCGUGACCCCAUGGACCAGGGCACGCCAGGCACUCCUGUCUUCCAGUUUGGUCAAACUCAUGCUAGUAGCUUCGAGAACACUGUCCUACCAUCUCGUCCUCUGUCGUCCCUUCUCCUUGUGCCCUCAAUCUUUCCCAACAGGGUCUUUUCCAGGGAGUCUUCCCUUCUCAUGAGGUGGCCAAAGUAUUGGAGCCUCAGCUUCACGAUCUGUCGUUCCAGUGAGCACUCAGGGCUGAGUUCCUUAAGAAUGGAUUGGUUUGAUCUUCUUGCAGUCCAUGGGACUCUCAAGAGUCUCCUCCAGCACCAUAAUUCAAAAGCAUCAAUUCUUUGGCGACCAGCCUUCUUUAUGGUCCAGCUCUCACUUCCAUACAUCACUGCUGGGAAAACCAUAGCUUUAACUAUACGGACCUUUGUUGGCAAGGUGAUGUCUCUGCUUUUUAAGAUGCUGUCUAGGUUUGUCAUUGCUUUGCUAGGUUUGUCAUUGCUUUGCUAGGUUUGUCAUUUUGUCAUAGGGGGUCAGUUUCCUACAAAUCACAAGGAGAUCCGAACCUAUUUUCUGCGUACCCUGGCAUAAAGAAUGCUUGGGAGGACCACAACAAGAAGAAGGUGUCCAAAGAUAGAAUCCAAUUAUAUGACUCAGAUUUCUACUUCUUUCUAUAGUUUGUGACCGGUUUACAUUCCUGCAACUGAGAGACAACGGAAGAGUCAAGCGAGUGCUCCCACAGUUGGGGGAGAUGCUGUACUGCUUAACCGACCGAUGCCCGGAGGACUUCGAGUUAUAUGGAUGUUACUGUGGGCAGGAAGGACGAGGCCACCCAACGGAUGAACUGGACAGGUUGUUCCUGGCAAACACUUUUGACACAAAAGAAAAUGCUUUAAAUGUGAAAAUGCUUUUUAAAAAGUUUUUAAAAUGUAUUGAAUUUGCCAUAAGCACCCCUCGCCAUCUAGUGUUGCAUUUGUAUAGUGCACUUAAAAACACUUAAAACAUUAUAUUUGCAGCUGUAUAGCUGAGUCCAGAGUCUCAAACAUUCAAAGCACACAACUUUGGAGAAAGAAUCCUGGGAAUUAUAGCUUGUUAAGGGUGCUGGGAAAUGUAGUGCUUUGAGUAAUAAACCACUGUUUCUGUUUCUGAUGGUUCCACAACCAUCCGUUGUCAUGACCAACAGCCAAUUUUUGGAUAAUUCCAAGGCGUUUGACGAAAGUGACUUAGAAAAACACUGACAAAUUUCUAAGGGAUCCAGACAUUCAAAGCAAUACAAAGAAUGCAGUUCUGCAGAAGAGACUUAACACUUUGGCACUUUUUGCGUAACUACAGGUGCUGCUUCUCUCAUCACUGCUGCCUGGAACAAGUCAAGAAACUUGGAUGCCGUCCAGAAAGAAAUUCACGGUCUGAGGUUGUGUGCUUUGAUCGCACGCCAAAGUGUAAGUUUGGGAUGAAAGAUGAUUCCCUUCUUCACUGUUACAAUAAAAGAAAACAUAAACAUCAGUACCAGUUGCUGGAGAACUCAGAAGGAGAGAGUGAUGUUGUGCUCAGGUCCUGUUUACAGGCUUCCCAUGGCUGUUGGGUUGGCCACUUGUGAGAACAGAAUGCUGGACCAGAUGGGCCACUGGCUAUUCUUAUGUUCUAAUGAUAGUGUUUUUUACCCACUACAUGUAAGGUAAAGGUAAAGGGACCCCUGACCAUUAGGUCCAGUCAUGGCUGACUGGGGUUGCGGCGCUCAUCUCGCUUUAUUGGCUGAGGGAGCUGGCAUACAGUCAUGUGGCCAGCAUGACUAAGCCGCUUCUGGAGAACCAGAGCAGCACACAGAAAUGCUGUUUACCUUCCCGCCAGAGCAAUACCUAUUUAUGUACUUGCACUUUGAUGUGUUUUUGAACUGCUAGGUUGGCAGGAGCAGGGACCGAGUAAUGGGAGCUCACCCCAUCGCGGGGAUUUGAACCGCCGACCUUCUGAUCAGCAAGUCCUGGGCUCUGUGGUUUAACCCACAGCGCCACCCACGUCCCUUCCCACUAUGUGUAAGAAUGCUCAAAUGGGAACAUCAUCUGCAUAGGGCCAGAGUUUCUACCUGCCUGCAGACUGUCUCACCAGAGUGGUGCAUGCUCUAGUUAUCUCCCGCUUAGACUACUGCAAUGCGCUCUACGUGGGGCUACCUUUGAAGGUAACCCGGAAACUACAAUUAAUCCAGAAUUCAGCCGCUAGACUGGUGACUGGGAGUAGCCACCGAGACCAUAUAACACCGGUUCUGAAAAGACCUACAUUGGCUCCCAAUGUUUCCAAGCACAAUUCAAAGUGUUGGUGCUGACCUUUAAAGCCCUAAACGGUAUUGGUACAGUAUACCUGAAGGAGCGUCUCCAACCCCAUCAUUCAGCCUGGACACUGAGGUCCAGCACCGAGGGCCUUCUGGCGGUUCCCUCCCUGCGAGAAGUGAGGUUACAGGGAACCAGGCAGAGGGCCUUCUCGGUAGUGGCACCCGCCCUGUGGAACGCCCUCCCACCAGAUGUCAAGGAAGUAAACAACUAUCUGACUUUUAGAAGAUAUCUGGGCAGCCCUGUUUAAGGGAGUUUUUAAAUGUUUGAUGUUUUGUCGCAUUUUUAAUAUUCUGUUGGGAGCUGCCCAGAGUGGCUGGGGAAACCCAGCCAGAUCUUUCAAAAGUCUUCAAGCAAUCCUAAUUUUACUGGCUCAUGACAUUUAGCUGCCCGAGGUAGAGGACAAUAUGACAUUGUCUCCGCUCCAAGUACCAAACUCAGCCAGCCUAGCUGAAUGUUGUUUCAAGGCCAGUGAUGAGAGAAGCUCUUCCUGGGAUCCAGGGCAUACUAUCUUGCACAUAUAGUUCUGUCCUCUUAACAGCAACAAGGUCGAACUCCAAAUGUUAUGGGCACUCCAGCUCCCUUCAGUCCCAGACAACAUGACCAAUGGUCAGGGAUGAUAUGAAUUACAGUCCAACAACAUCUGGAGGCUUGCAUAUUCCCCAUCACACCUCUAGCCAAAGGGGGGGAGAUGUAUUUCCAACAUUUAUAUACUUUUUUUUUUUUUGCAACAAAGAGGUUUCUAAUGCAGUCAGUAAAACCACUUAAAUUGGCAUAAAUGAAUGAGCAAAUAAAAUGGCAUAAAAUCAAUGUAGCAAUACCGCAUUUUCAAUGUAACAUUGUUUGAUCUAGAGCAGAGAUCUCCAUUCAUUCCUCCAGGGAAAGGGAAUUCCAUAGUUUUGGGGGGGUGACUGCUUUGAAACCCCCACAGAUUCCCACCCAAUGUACAACCAUUGCUGGUGGGAAGGGGAAAACCCCCUUCAGCUGACCUACAGGCCCAGGACAGGCUAGUAAGGGUAGAAGCAUGUCAACAACAGGACAGCCUCUCCUGGUAUGCCCCGCGGAGGACCUUAAGGUCCACAAAUGACAACAUCUUGGAGGUCCCAGGUCGCAAGGUGGUUAGAUUGGUCUCAACUCGGGCCAGGGCCUUUUCAGUACUGGCCCCGACUUGGUGGAACACUCUGUCACAAGAGACCAGGGCCCUGCGGGACUUGACAUCUUUCCACAGGUCCUGCAAGACAGAGCUGUUCCACCUGGCCUUUGGUUUGGACUCAGUCUGACCCUUAUUUUUCCCUCCCCUUAUGGUUUUGAUCUAUGGGCUACUUUUAAAAUGAGGCUGCAUUUUAAAUUGCAUUUUAACCUGUAUUUUAAAUUGCCCUCCCAUUAUGUUUUUACUGUAAUUUUAUUGGUGUUGGCCACCCUGAGCACAGCUGCCAAUUUUCCUCUUUUUUAAGGGAAAUUCCCUUAUUCCGAAUAGGAUUCCUCACAAGAAAAGGGAAAGGCUCUGGCUGGGGAGGGCAGGGUAUAAAUUAUUAUUAUUAUUAUUAUUAUCAUCAUCAUCAUUAUUAUCAUUAUUACUACAAGAAACCUAGGAUGGGGGACUCAAAAGGGACAGCCAUAGGAGCUGCCUCUGCUGCCUCCCGAUUUGUUUGAGGCAGCUGCCCCACUUUGCCUCAUGGUAGGGCUGGCCCUGAUUGUUAUCUAGUCCAGUUUUGACAAACAAACACGAACCAUCUACUUCUUAGGUAUCGGAUGGACGAUGUGCGAAAAGCUUCAGUGUUCCUGUGACAAGGCAGCGGCUGAGUGUAUGGCGGCUGCCUAUUUCAAUGAAAGCAUGGGGUCUCCAAACAGACAAGCCUGUCCGGAGCCAGAGGUUAAAUUGUUCUGCCGCAGGGGCGGGCAUGAAAGACCCCUGAGCGGCGCUGGGAUCAGCUCCAGGGCUUCCAGCGAGGAAGAGAGGAGCAGUGAGGAGACCGAUCCGGCGGGGAGCCUUUUGGGAAGAGGGAAGAGGUCAGCACGCCUGGCCCGGGGAAUCUCCAGAGCUGUACGGCUGCAAAGAAGAUAA
Messenger RNA from Podarcis lilfordi (Lilford's wall lizard), 25306 nucleotides. NCBI's taxonomy places the organism in Eukaryota, Metazoa, Chordata, Lepidosauria, Squamata, Lacertidae. The record is from the annotation of a GenBank genome assembly.